Molecule: messenger RNA, 4245 nt
Organism: Astyanax mexicanus (Mexican tetra)
Lineage: Eukaryota; Metazoa; Chordata; Actinopteri; Characiformes; Acestrorhamphidae
Gene: spata6
Product: spermatogenesis associated 6
Exons: 13
Coding region: 25-1413 (462 amino acids)
Biological process (GO): spermatogenesis
Molecular function (GO): myosin light chain binding
Source: RefSeq, a predicted model, not a curated record
UAACGGAGAGUUAGUUAGUUAGAGAUGGGGAGAGUAACAGUGAGAGGCCGAAACACAGCGCUACAGGUUACUGUACAGCUAAAACUACACGCUGUCACCUGUCCAGGGGUCCUGUUACCGUCCCAUGAAGACGUUUACCUGAGUGUGCGAAUGAUGGGACGGUACCACAAAACUAAGUGUGUACCCUCCGUGUUUCCUCUUCUGUUGCAUGAAAAGAUGGUGUUCACUAAGAUCUUCUCCGCAGCAGUAGACCCGGGUGAUAUAGCUGAUCAUCUGGAGAAUGAUACAACCUGUUUCGAGCUCAUCCAGCUCGUCCCCCCAGAAGGUGAAAUUCUGGCCACUCUUCAGGAGAACACCAGAGACUUCCUCUACCCAGGCCCCCGGCUGACUCCCCCAGCCCCCGGCUCGGAGAGAGAGAUUCUGAUGAAGAAAUCUGUCUCCUUCCCGGGGAUCUCGCCCAGAGUGGAGUUUUCUACCACGUCUGUUAUUGAGGAGUGUGAUUUGAAAGCUAGCCAGUCAACCUUCUCACCAUCUAACUCGUCUCCUACUAAACCCUGCUGUGUGAAAACAAGCCCUGCAGGAAAGAGUAGGAUGAAGCCGAGCACAGCGCCCCUGUGUGGAUACCAGCAGCCCACAGUAGCAUCGCAGAGCCGCUCCCCGUCUCCCUACACCCACCGCAGGAUGUGCCAACUGUCUGAGGACACGCGACAGCGCCUCAGUCACCUUCAGCUCGGCCCCUACAACUUCAAGAAGGAGACGGCCCCGCAGCCUCCUUUUGUUGUCCCCUGUAGUCCAGACUCCUCGCUGACUGAAUCCUCCACAUCCCCUCCAGCUCUUCAGCCUUCACCUAAAGGAAGCUCUUUACGUCACAGAUCUGUCAGUUUCGCUGCAGACCUCACAGAUCCUGAACUGUAUGGAAGCUUCAGGGCAAAGCCUUCUAAAGCUAGACAUCAUUCUUUGGAUAUGCCACGUUUAUCUCCUUGGGCUUCAUCCAGAACUCCUCCUCACAGGAAACCCCCCGCAUUAGUGCAAAAAAAUAUAUUUCACAGCCCAGUCAGUCCCUCUCUGUCAGAGCAGAUCCACAGCAGAGUUCAGAGGAUUUUGAGCGCUCAGGCGUCUCGCAGGCUCUCGUUUGAGGAACAGAGUGAAGAAGGAAAAUCCAGUCAGUGCACACCUCUUCCUUCCUGCCCCGACUCUCCGAGUAACAGCCAAACACAACCGGACAGGGUUAUUCCUGGAGAGCCAUCUGUUCAUUUAGAUAGCGGAACCUUCUGGACCAACAAAGCAGCCAAAUACACGGGGAGAUCCCACAGAGCCGUGUUUGAGGACAGCCUGGGCAGAAUUUACAGGAACAUGUACAAAAACGCUUCAAGUCCUCGUCACAGCGAUUCCCACAGCAUCUGGACGUCAUGACUGAUCUGAGCAGGUUGUGCAGUUCACACGUGCCAAUUAUACAAUAUAUUAUAUAAUGUAUUUUUAAGUGUAAUAUCUGAGAUCUUUUUCAUACUUUGGAAGUUCAGAGAAGAGUCUAAGGUAAGGUUAAUGUUUGUUAGAUUAUAUUCUGUAUGUUUAGUAAGGUAAGUUGACUUUCCAAGCUUCCCUGUUAAAUCUGACUCCUUUAGAGUGCAGGAUCAUCCUGCAGCAGUAUGUGUGUAACAGAUUUUUGUAUUAGUGUUUAUAAAUUAGGAUUAAUCUACAGUUACAGUAGAUACAGAAUCACCAGCACCGUAAUCUUUUGUACCCGUACUGAUGAGACGCACCUGUAUAUAAAAGUAAGUCCGAUUUUUUAGCACAAUAUGAUUCUAUUUUUUUUUGUUGUAUUGUGACGAUAGCCUGCCUUAACGUCCUGUAAUUGGUAAAAAAGUGUAAAAAAAAAAAAAAAUGACCAGGGUUAAGUUGAUCCAGACAGAGACUACCUCUGUAGUUUGGACCCAACUUAGUCAGUAAGUCAGUUACUUUUAAAACUGCAAAGUGUUAGGUAUAAAAUAAAGUCAAAAAAUACAAUAUACAAAUUUGGAUCUGUUAUUUACAAAAACAUAUCAGAACAAAAAGAAAAAAAAAUCUCGUUUUAUCUGGACUUUCUAGUGUUAACUGUUAAUGCGCAUGCGUGUCCCACGGGGGGGUCGUUCUGAGGGAGAGCGAUGUAAUGGUGGUUGUGUGAAUACGGAGAAGUAAAGUUUGGAGUUCGUUUAAAACGUGUGUCGUCUUUGUUCACUAACAUCUAGUUGAUCCCCAGAAGGAAAAAAGAUCUAGUGUUGUGCCUUUGUGUGCAGAUGCAGCAGUAUGAGUACAACAGAUUAUGGUGCUGGUGAUUACUGUAGCUACUGUAUAUUAACUGACUUAACAAACCAAUCAGUGUGAAGUAUAUAAAGACUCUGCCCCCUUGUAGUGCACCCAGUCACUAAACUUCAGUGUGAAACUGGACAACAUUAAAGGAGAACUCCUGUGUAAAAUUGGCUUAGGGUGAAGUAAAACAUGGGAAAGUGUACUAUUCUUUGUUGAGUAGCUCACCUCCACUCUCGUGCAGCUUUCUGAGAUCCAGUAUCUUUAUUCCGUUUGUCCAAACAACCUUUAGACUGAGUGAUACGGGGCAGAUUUAUCUGCAGGUGCAAGAAUAUGCCCCAUAUCACCCAGUCUAAAGGGUGUUUGUCCACAUGGAAUAAAAUUACUGGAUCUUGGAAAGCUGUGGGAGAGCAGAGGUGUGCUACUCAACAAAGGUUAGUACUUUUUAUCGUGUUUAUCAUGCCUUAAGUCAAUUUCACACCGGAGUUCUCCUUUAACAGAACUAAAUGUAUAGAAUAUAAUUUAACAAAUUUUGGUUCAGACUUUAAACAUGUGAAAAACCCCUUAAACCCAAUUUUUUAAAGCUGUUCACAUCUUCCUACAUAACACAUACCAAUUCUGCUACUUUAGCUACAGUACUAAUAAUCAGACUUUAAUAGAUACAGAAACAAAGGACUGGGACCGUGGUUUUAUGUGUUAUUUAAUAGAGAUCCAAUGAUUUUGAUCAAUGAAUAUGAGCUUUUGCAAAAUAUGAAAUCUGGCAUCAUGCUCCAUCAUCCUCCCAGACUGGAAAAAAAAACAUGACGAUACUAAAAUGAAAUUGUAAUAUCCAUAGCUUUUUGUUUCCCUUAUUAUUUUACAAUUUAAUUACUUUUAAAACGGCAAUGAGUUAGGUCAAAGUUAAAAUAUAGUUGAAAAAAUGUAAUAUACACUUAAAAAAGCUGCAAAAUUCGAUCUGUUAUUUACAUAAACAUAUCAGAACAACACUACAGCGUAAAUGCAAUUCUUACAUUAUUUCUUUUUAGUAAAUUUAUGCUUCUUUUUAUGCAUCUUGCCGGCUGCCUCUGCUGCUCUCUCUGACAUGAUUUCCUGGUAUUUCCUCUUGUUAAAGCUGGAAAAAGAGGGAUUGAGAAAGAAAGGAGACGUUACACCACAUGUUAACUGGCAGCUAAACACAGUUAUGUAAAAUUUAUUAGUGAAUAGUAGAUAAAUUAACACAUUUAGUGAACAAAUGAAAAUCAUCACUGUCCAAUGAAAAACACAUAUCUCCAUAAUUUGAACAAACCAAUAGAAUUUCUCCAAAAUUACCUGAAAAAUAUUACAUCGAUUUUAUCCCUCCCCAGUAAAAGUUGAUGUUUUACCGAUAUGUUUUUUUUUUUUUAAUUGGACAGCGACAAUAUACGCUAAAGAACACACAUUUCUGGACAAGCUGAGAUACACAAAACAUUCACUUAAAAAAAAUAAAUAAAUAAAGUGUUAGAAGCAUAGGGACUUCACAAUUAGAGUAAAAUAUUAUAAGAUUUUACAUACAGUUAGCAGUGGACAAUACACUAUUUUCCCUGUUUAAAUAAGUGAAGCUUUUAUUAUGGGGUACAAAUACUAUACACCGUUGCUUUAAAAGAAAAGCCAUUGAGAGGGUUGAAGAGUCUGGAUUCGAACAAUACUUUUUUUUUAUCUUAAUUUAUAUGUUUACUGGACAUGAACUGUAAUGUAUUAAACAACCUCAUUUGUAUUUUAUUAAUUGCUUUUUCACAUCCAUUUUUGUACUAUUAUUUGUGUUACAUUUUCAAACAUCUUACAAAUUGUAACAUUGUUUUUUUAUAUAUUGCGCUAUCUGUGUCUUACACUUAAGUUGCCAUUGACUGCUCUGUAUUGUGCCUUAUUAAAAAAUGAAAUGUAAACUGUUUUUUUUUUUGUCCUGGACAAACUUUUAAUCAUAAAAAGGUUUUAUCUCAAGAAAAA